AUGAACUACCUGCGGCGCCGCCUGUCGGACAGCAACUUCAUGGCCAAUCUGCCGAAUGGGUACAUGACAGACCUGCAGCGCCCGCAGCCGCCCCCGCCGCCGCCCUCUGCUGCCAGCCCCGGAGCCACACCCGGUUCCACGACUGCCACUGCCGAGAGAACCUCCGCGGCCGCCCCAGUGGCCUCACCGGCAGCCCCUAGUCCUGGGUCCUCAGGAGGUGGUGGUUUCUUCUCGUCGUUGUCCAACGCGGUCAAGCAGACCACAGCGGCUGCGGCCGCCACCUUCAGCGAGCAGGUGGGCGGAGGCUCUGGGGGCGCAGGCCGCGGGGGCGCCGCCGCCAGGGUGCUGCUGGUCAUCGAUGAGCCCCACACCGACUGGGCCAAAUACUUCAAAGGGAAAAAGAUCCAUGGAGAAAUUGACAUAAAAGUAGAGCAGGCUGAAUUCUCUGAUCUCAACCUUGUGGCUCAUGCCAAUGGCGGGUUCUCUGUGGAUAUGGAAGUUCUUCGGAAUGGGGUUAAGGUUGUGCGGUCUCUGAAGCCAGACUUUGUGCUGAUCCGCCAACACGCCUUCAGCAUGGCACGCAAUGGAGACUACCGCAGUUUGGUCAUCGGGCUGCAAUAUGCUGGAAUCCCCAGUGUGAACUCCUUGCAUUCUGUCUACAACUUCUGUGACAAGCCCUGGGUGUUUGCACAGAUGGUUCGGCUGCACAAGAAACUGGGGACAGAAGAGUUUCCACUAAUUGACCAGACCUUCUACCCCAACCAUAAAGAGAUGCUCAGCAGCACAACGUACCCUGUGGUUGUGAAGAUGGGACACGCACACUCUGGGAUGGGCAAGGUGAAGGUGGACAACCAGCAUGACUUCCAGGACAUUGCAAGUGUUGUGGCACUGACCAAGACAUAUGCCACAGCUGAACCCUUCAUUGAUGCCAAAUAUGAUGUGCGUGUCCAGAAAAUUGGGCAGAACUACAAGGCUUACAUGAGGACAUCGGUGUCUGGGAACUGGAAGACCAACACUGGCUCUGCAAUGCUUGAGCAGAUAGCCAUGUCUGACAGGUACAAGCUGUGGGUGGACACGUGCUCGGAGAUUUUUGGGGGACUGGACAUCUGUGCAGUGGAAGCACUGCAUGGCAAGGACGGAAGGGACCACAUCAUUGAGGUGGUAGGCUCCUCCAUGCCACUCAUCGGUGACCACCAGGAUGAAGAUAAACAGCUCAUCGUAGAGCUUGUGGUCAACAAGAUGGCUCAGGCCUUGCCACGGCAGCGGCAGCAACAGCAGCAGCGAGAUGCCUCCCCUGGCAGGGGCUCCCACAGCCAGGCUCCUUCCCCAGGGGCCCUGCCCUUGGGUCGCCAGACCUCCCAGCAGCCUGCGGGGCCCCCAGCUCAGCAACGACCUCCACCACAGGGUGGCCCUCCACAGCCCGGCCCAGGCUCCCAGCGCCAGGGCCCCCCAUUGCAGCAGCGUCCACCUCCACAGGGCCAGCAGCACCUUUCAGGCCUUGGACCCCCAGCUGGCAGCCCCCUGCCACAACAGCGCCUACCAAGUCCCACAUCGGCACCCCAGCAGCCUGCAGCUCAGGCUGCACCACUGACCCAGGGUCAAGGCCGUCAGUCCCGGCCAGUGGCAGGAGGCCCAGGAGCGCCUCCAGCAGCUCGUCCACCUGCUUCCCCAUCUCCCCAGCGCCAGGCUGGUCCCCCACAGGCUACCCGCCAGACAUCUGUCUCUGGUCCGGCUCCACCAAAGGCUUCGGGGACCCCACCGGGUGGGCAGCAGCGCCAGGGUCCGCCCCAGAAACCCCCAGGCCCCGCUGGCCCCACACGCCAGGCAAGCCAGGCAGGUCCUGGGCCCCGCACUGGGCCACCCACUACGCAGCAGCCUCGGCCUAGUGGCCCAGGCCCUGCCGGACGUCCAGCCAAGCCACAACUGGCCCAGAAACCCAGCCAGGACGUGCCGCCACCUGCCACCGCUGCUGCCGGGGGACCCCCGCACCCCCAGCUCAACAAAUCCCAGUCUCUGACCAAUGCCUUCAACCUUCCAGAGCCAGCCCCGCCCAGGCCCAGCCUUAGCCAGGAUGAGGUGAAAGCUGAGACCAUCCGCAGCCUGAGGAAGUCUUUCGCCAGCCUCUUCUCCGACUGACACCCCUCCCCCAAGAACCCCCAAAUCCCUGGGCAACCGUUCUCUGGGCCCCGGAAUCCAUUUCUCACCUUUCAGGAAUCCCCAGAUCCCUCAAGGACCCCCUUUCUCCUUGGUUCUCAUUCUUCCUCCAGCUGCUCAAGUCCCUUGACACACUUCAUGCCUGGUCCUAAAGCUCUGUCUGCCCCAUCUGCAAACCCCCAGUCCUUGUAGAACUGUGC
Ochotona curzoniae (black-lipped pika) is the source of this 2354-nucleotide messenger RNA. Its product is annotated as synapsin-1. The transcript is spliced from 13 exons. Gene Ontology annotation, molecular function: ATP binding. Lineage: Eukaryota; Metazoa; Chordata; Mammalia; Lagomorpha; Ochotonidae. The record is from RefSeq and is a predicted model, not a curated record. The coding region runs from base 1 to 2136 and encodes 711 amino acids. Gene Ontology annotation, cellular component: synaptic vesicle; synaptic vesicle membrane. Gene Ontology annotation, biological process: neurotransmitter secretion.